Aspergillus wentii DTO 134E9 is the source of this 1140-nucleotide messenger RNA. RefSeq lists its product as uncharacterized. NCBI's taxonomy places the organism in Eukaryota, Fungi, Ascomycota, Eurotiomycetes, Eurotiales, Aspergillaceae. Gene Ontology annotation, biological process: proteolysis. Bases 355 to 951 code for a protein of 198 amino acids. The record is from RefSeq and is a predicted model, not a curated record. Gene Ontology annotation, cellular component: fungal-type vacuole. Gene Ontology annotation, molecular function: aspartic-type endopeptidase activity. The transcript is spliced from 2 exons.
CCCCCUCAGCCCUUCCGAGGCGCCGUCAAUCUCGCGGCCAACGAUCUCUCCAUCCCAUCGACGGCCUGCAAUUCCUCACGAUGUUCUGGAUAUCUCAAAUACGAUGCCUCUCUCUCCUCGUCUGCCAGCAUCUCCGACCGCAAUUCCUCCACUGAAUACGGCGCAUUCAGAACAAACGGCCAUCUCGCCUCGGACACUCUUCACAUCGCUGGCGUUGACCUUCCCAAUCAAACCUUUAUCGAAGCGACAAAACAGAUUCAAUCAUCGCCAUUGUGGGAUCAUGAUUUCGAUACAAUCCUCGGAUUCUCUCCGACGGGCAAUCAAAGCACGAGGAUCGACAGUGUCUUUGCCUCCAUGAUCAACCAGAAGGCCCUGAAUGGCAAUCGCUUCUCCAUCAAACCACCCAACCACGAGAAUGAAACAGGCGCUCUGACUUUUGGCAUCACCGACGAUCAUCCGCGACUGGGCGAUCGCAUCCGGCGCGUGCCGUUGACGGCAACUGCCAUUCCCUUCAUGCCGACGCCGUGGCAGACCCGACUUGAUGCUAUUCACACCGUCAACGGCAGCGCCGUUCUGCACAACCACACCGUCAUUUUCGAACCGGCAAUGUCCACCCUCGGUCUCCCGGAUAUCAUUCUGGGUCCGUGGCUAAAAAUGAUCAAUCCGCGACCGUUGGGAUUUCUGCUGCAGGAGAUUGACUGCGGUCGACGCGACAGCAUGCCCAGCAUCUCGCUGGAGAUGGGCGGGCACAACUUUACCAUCGGGCCGUAUGAAUAUAGCUAUGAAGCGCAUUUUAAAGAAAGUGGUGAGGUGCACUGUAUCCUGGAUGUCACUGAGGGAACAGAAGACAUUUCUGUUCUUGGACUGUCUUUCCUACAGCGCUUCUACAGUGUGUUUGACUGGGAUAACAGGGAAAUCGGCUUGCUGCCGACCGAUCAAUUCCAUCGAUAAUAGCUUCAGUCAAACACUCUCAGCCUGUCUUCUGAUAUAAUCCACCACCGCAUCCGGCAUCACCAGCCACGGCGUAUGCGCCGUCGGGAUCGUCUCACUCUCCAUCAACGCCCCUUUUUGCCGCGCAUUCUCGACCAUCGCUUCCUGCACAAACAGGGGAAUUGCCCGGUCAUGCUCGCACUGAAGAUA